Molecule: messenger RNA, 951 nt
Organism: Rhinolophus ferrumequinum (greater horseshoe bat)
Lineage: Eukaryota; Metazoa; Chordata; Mammalia; Chiroptera; Rhinolophidae
Exons: 6
Coding region: 1-951 (316 amino acids)
Source: RefSeq, a predicted model, not a curated record
AUGGCAGCUCUCACUGGUUGCCGGACACUCAUGCUGGCCACCAGCAACUCAUCGCGGCACAUGAAAGACGCCCUGGAGCCCAGGACUUUCCAGUCUAGUUCAAAAUUCCAGAUGCCUCCUCCAUUGGAAAGAAUGUGGCAGCACUGUCCCCGUUAUUUUCAUGAUCCUGUCACAACAGCUUGUGCUGGAGACCCUGGGAUCUGCAUCACCAAGCUGGGUCAGCUUUCCCUCCCAGGCAGAGAGCAGAGUGGAGCUGGCAAAGAAAAGAAGUUUGGGGCGAAAAUCAUGAAUCCACAAAAGGAUUUCACUGGUCUCGAGUGUAUCCCUGCUACUGGACACCACCCAGUCCUGGGGACCCUGGAGGCCGACAGUCUGAGGUUCGGACGUUGUAAUUCAAACCCCCAAAGCCCAGUGGAUCUUCAUAAGAAAAGCGACGGCAGAGGGAAAGCCAGAGAAGAAACAGCUGUGGAAAGAACAGAGGCAGAAGGAAACAGUGUGAAGGAAGGGAAGAGAGGCAACAAACCAACAAAGCGCUCACUAAGGUUCAGCGCAGGACACAGAAGCUACUCUAGGUACUUUGGACUGGAAAUGCUGCAGGAGCAGAAGUCAGGGAGCUGCCAACGGACUUUUGGUUUCGAGAUCAAUCCACUGGUCGCAUCCAGAGAACAGGCUGCUGCGUCUGCGGCUGCUGCUGCUGCUGCGACGGCCACAGCUGCUGCCCCCACCACCUCACCCUGUGAAGCUGGGACCUGGCGGCCAGCUGUUGCCACACUCAGGUCUGUUGGACGGGACUCGUCGGCCAUCACCAUAGAGGACAGACUCUGCUUCACGUCUGCCGUCCACAUCUCAGGCAAGGGCAGCUCCUGGGAAGACUCUCCUUCUCACGUAGACGUUCUAGCUGCAAGGAAGCCUUGGAAGAGUCGUUUUCAACCUUCCAACCCCUCCAUAUAA